Molecule: messenger RNA, 2034 nt
Organism: Zeugodacus cucurbitae (melon fly)
Lineage: Eukaryota; Metazoa; Arthropoda; Insecta; Diptera; Tephritidae
Product: nischarin
Exons: 5
Coding region: 284-1810 (508 amino acids)
Cellular component (GO): cytoplasm
Molecular function (GO): protein kinase binding; phosphatidylinositol binding
Source: RefSeq, a predicted model, not a curated record
UGCUCAUUCGCUCAAAAGGCAUCGAAAUCUGUCUGUCUAGUUUUUCGCACUCAUAAUAAAAAAAGAAAGUGUAAUUUAAUUAACUCGUGUCGUUUAGGUGUAUAAGUUGCUUUUGUAUAUGUUUAACAACUUUUAAGUAUUAACGAAAUUGUAAAAUUACCAAAAUAAAAAAAUAUGACUAAUUAAGUGUACACACAAGUUAGCACGGGACUGAUGUUUUUACACAAAAUAUUAUAAUAAAAUUGGGAUUUAAGCCACUUCAGUUUAUAAUAAUAUACAAAAAAUGUCCUGCUACUUCCGACAAAACGGUGAUACACACGUAACCAUACCAAAAUAUAUAGAAUCUUCCACUGGCGUUGUGUAUUAUGACAUCAAAGUGCGCGUACAUCAGGUGGAGUGGCUGGUAGAACGACGUUAUCGUGACUUCGCGCAGCUGCAUGAUAAAUUAGUUGAUGAAAUUGCAAUCUCCAAGAAAUUACUACCACCGAAGAAGCUGGUAGGCAACAAAAACCCUGCAUUUUUAGAGCAACGACGUGAACAGUUGGAGAAAUAUUUGCAAGAAUUACUUGUAUUCUUUCGCAUACAAUUACCGCGUGUGUUGGCUGAAUUUCUGGAUUUUAAUAAAUACGACAUAGUAUACCUGCUGCAGGACUUGGCCAAAUUAUUCAAUGAAUCGGGCAGCACGCUUUUAAGCACGAAAAAAGAGUUUAACUUCUCUGCACUGGAGGUUUAUGCGAUAAGUGAACGCUUGUGCCUGCCUUGCCCGCCGGAGAAUAUUGAACAACGGGGAAAAUUUGAUUUUUCGCAUGUGCUUGAUUUUUGUACACAACUGGAGGUGCUCAUUGUAACGCCAGUUAAGGACAAUACUUCCUUCAACAACGAUUACAAUACGGUAGAUGUGCCUAUAGAACGUAGCAAUAUCAUACCCAAGAACCUACGUUUCACGCUUAAUGCAUUCCGUAAUGUUAAGGUACUGAAAUUUCACGGACUCUCCACGGAGAACAUAGUCGACAUUGCAUUACUCAAGCCAACUAUGCAAACCAUCUGCGUACACAGCACAACAAUGACACACAUCAAUCAGAUACUCAUGUGUGACAACAUACACCGAGAUACAGUUGCGGCUAUAACAACAACAACAGCGUCAGAUUCUAUCUCCUACACCUCGAAUAGUUCGGCGGCUGCACAAUCGUUAUCGAACAGCAGCUGCGCUGAUGCGCCCAUUUCGGUGAACUUACCAUACAUCAAAACAGAUUGGUCUAAUCUCGCAGAUCUAGAUUUGACCGGCAACCUACUAACACAAAUUGACGCCAGUGUACGCACAGCGCCGAAACUACGUACACUAGUAUUGGAUCAGAAUCGUAUACGCGCCGUACAAAAUCUCGCCGAACUGUCACAGUUGCAAACGCUUUCGCUGUCAGUAAAUCUAAUAGCCGAGUGCAUUGAUUGGCAUCUUGAAUUAGGUAAUUUGGUUACGUUGAAUUUAGCGCAGAAUCGUUUGAAAAAGCUAAGUGGCUUGCGUAAGUUACUUUCAUUGGUUAAUUUGGAUCUGAGUUGUAAUCAAAUUGACGAUCUCGAAGAAGUGGAUUAUGUGGCGCGUCUGCCGAUAUUAGAGUCAUUACGUUUAACCGGUAAUCCGCUAGCGGGCAGUGUGGAUUAUCGACCACGCGUAUUGUCACGUUUUCACGAGCGUGCCGCUGAAAUCUCACUCGAUAGCGAACGAGGCACACAAAAGGAGCUCGACACCGCGCUGGUGCUGUCAGCGUUGCAUAUCUCGAAAAUGCGUCAAUUGAGCAGUAAUUGCCAACGUUAGUGUGCUUUCAUUAAUCAAAAAAGCCAAACUGCAUACAGUACCUAAAAGUAGACUACGCUUAUGACGAACAGCAAGUAGCAAAGAAACGAAAUUAGCAAUAUUAUACAUAUGUAUGUAUGUAUGUUGGCGUAUAUGUGUCACAACGUUUGCUCAAAAACUUGAAAAACUUGUAUACGAUUUUGUUUUACAAUUUUAUGCCUACCACUAACUUACGUCUACAUUCC